AUGGCAGCAUGCCAUCCCUGUGCCCCGGGGAGUUACAACAAUGUGCUUGGGGCAGAUGGAUGUGAGGAGUGCAGUCAGGGGUUCUUUGCCAACGAGUCAGAAUCUACUGGAUGCAUGCAAUGCCCGAUUGGCCGCUAUGCAGCACAGAAAGGAUUGGCAACUUGUGUCGAGUGCCCGCCUGGGCUGACGACCUUCUCUAGAGGUGCUCUCGAUUCGGAUGCUUGCCUGUGCCAGGGUGAGUUGUACGAGGGACAGUGUGUCGUCUGCAGUGGCAACACCCGCUACGAGGCAGGUGCAUGCAUUCCGUGCUCCGAGGGUUUGACAUGCAACGGAGCUCGCACUGCCGUGGUGCAGCCUGGCUUCUUCACGGACACUGCCGCGCCCUUCGAUGUCUACAGAUGCCUUCCUAGCGAGUCGUGUCCUGGUGGCUUGCCUGGGACAUGUGCCGGGGGACGUAUCGGCGUCCCCUGCACCCAGUGCCCGGCUGGCCAAGCGUGGAAUACAGAUGUUUGUGCAGAUUGCACUCCAUUCAGCCUUGGUGGUUGGCUCCUUGCCGGCAUCGUCGGCGCGGUCACCAUUCCGGCACUCUACUACAUGAUGAACAUGAAGCAAACCGCCAAGGCCAUCACGAUGCUGGCCACCUCGUGUGCGCUGGCUAUGACGAUCAGCAUGCUUCAGAACGUGGGCAUCGUCGGCUACAUCUCCUUCUCCUGGCCAGCCGAGCUUCAAUGGAUAUUUGAUCUAAUGAACCUCUUCACCUUGGACCUGCAGGCGCUUGGCUUCGAUUGUGUCUCCAGUUCGCCGGUGACCGGCUACCACAUGACGGCAGCCAUGCUGCCAUGCGCUCUUCUCUGGCUCAUCGUGUGCAGCCUACUCAGUAAGGUCCUCCCAACAAAGUGGCAAUUCGACAGCGGUAAGUUGAUCAGCACCCUGGGGCAGUUCAUGCAGGUCAGCUUCACGAUCUACAGUAAGAUCGCCCUCUCCCCGAUGAUGUGCUACUCCCAUCCCAACGGCAAGAGUGGCAUGCUGGACCACAAUGGCAUCUUCUGCUUCGAGAGCGCCGAGCACACGCCCAUGUUUAUCGCAGGCGUCUGUGUCCUGUGCGGCAUGAUCGCCUUCUAUGUCCUGGCAAUUUAUGCCGCAGUCAUUGCCCCGAAGCGAGCAGCAGCGGGAGAUGCAUGGUUUCUGGCCGCCACGCGUUUCCUGCUCUUCCGCUUCCGCACCGACUGCUGGUGGUAUGGAACCUUCAUGAUGCCUCGUGGUUUGUGUCUUUCGCUUGCCAUCGUGGCCGCCGGUGACAGCCCCUACGUGCAGAUGUUGAUUAUCGUUUCCGUCAUGCUUAUCUACGUGUUCGUGCAGCUCAUAACUUGGCCAUGGAAGCUCCCUGCGCUCAAUGCUUUCGACGCGACUAUCAGCUUCUGCUUGAUCCUGAUGAUGGCCAUCCUAGGAGCUUUUGCGCCGGAGUUGGACGAGGGUACGAUGGCAUCGCUCACGAGUGCAGUCAUCAGCAUCGUGCUCUUCCUCAACAUGGUGGUAUUCCUCAUGCUCUGUGUGACCCUCUCUGCAUUGAUCCGACUGAACGUCAUGGGAGGUUCUCAGGAGAGCGUUCUCCUCGCGCUUGGAGCGAUCCCCGAGCCGGGGGUUCUCAGCGAGAAGCUCGUCCUGCUGUCCAAGAGAAUCCAGGACUUGGGCCAAGAUGCCAUGGGAGACGUACUCGCGAACCUCUCCAUCUACGACCUGCGAAUGGCAGCGCAGAUCGUGACAGCUGUGGGUUCCGAGGUGGGCGAGGCCUCUUUGGUCUUGACACGGCGGUCACAGCUGAUGCCCACAUCUUCGAUGACCUCUGCUAAGGCGGCGCUCGAGAAUAUGCCACCAUCUGCCAGCGUGUCCUCGGAAGUGAUCAAGAAGGAGACAUAUGGGGAGACCGUAAAGGAGAACAGCAGGGCCGCCUUCUGCGCUGACCCGGCUCAGUCCGCGUGGCUAUAG
Molecule: messenger RNA, 1986 nt
Organism: Symbiodinium necroappetens
Lineage: Eukaryota; Dinophyceae; Suessiales; Symbiodiniaceae
Source: the annotation of a GenBank genome assembly